Panicum virgatum (switchgrass) is the source of this 441-nucleotide messenger RNA. Its product is annotated as eukaryotic translation initiation factor 3 subunit G-B-like. Lineage: Eukaryota; Viridiplantae; Streptophyta; Magnoliopsida; Poales; Poaceae. The coding region runs from base 1 to 441 and encodes 146 amino acids. The record is from RefSeq and is a predicted model, not a curated record. The transcript has a single exon. Gene Ontology annotation, molecular function: RNA binding.
AUGGCCGUCCACCAGCAGGCGCCUGCUCGGACCAAAGAGCCGUCCUGCUGCAGCAUCUGCGGGGCGAGGUCUCACACCGACUACUUCUGCGGCUACAACUACAUGGACGGGGGCUUCAGCACUCGCGCCUGCAGAGAGCAGUGCAGCCCGGGGCGGCACGCGGCUCCCGAGACCGAGAGCUCCCUGCGGCGCUUCGUGCGUGUGACCAACGUGCCGUCGAGCCUCAGCGAGUGGGACCUCCGCUGGCUCUUCCGGCGGUUCGGGCCGCUGCGGGAGUGCGUCAUCUCGAGGAAAGGGCCUGAGGGCGGCGCGGGCUUUGGCUUCGUCACGUUCGAGCGCCGUGGGGACGCGGAGGAGGCUGUCGACGGGCUCAACGGCCAUCGCGUCGGCGACCGUAGGCUGCGAGUCGACUGGGCGUACCCUCGUGCGUCAAACAAAUAA